GGGUCGGGCGUGCUGGGAGAAGCGUCCGCAGGAAAAGCGGAAGGUGGCGGAGCGCGUUGUCAGCCGCGAUGGCGUUCGUCUUCAGGAGAGGUCGCGAAAGACCCUUCAAACACAUAGCUCAUGGCCUGGUCCCUGCUGCCACCAUAGCUCCUAAACCUGCAGUUCCCCGCACCCCUCCCCCUCGUAGCCCAAACCCUUCUCCAGAAAGGCUCAGAUCUGCUUUAGCAGCAGCUAUCCUUGCAACAACACUGACAGGGCGCACGGUUGCUAUUCCUCAGCCUCGGCAGCGAUCACUUUCUGAAGGUGAUUCUGCCCACGCAGAACAGGAGGGCUUUGAACCAUAUGCUACAGUCACAGAGCUCAGAAUGGGGCCUAACUGGAAACUUGAUGGCAGUGACAGAUCUCCUGUGCAGUCACUGGAAAUAACAGGCAGUUACUGUGAGGAUGAGGACAUGGAAACCUAUCUUUCAGAUGCUGGCAGAGAGGCAGAGGCAGAGUCCAGCUCUGAGAGUAAUGAGAAACAUGGAGAAAGCUUUAGCACCAGUGCGAUUUAUGCAGUUCCCUGUAAAAACAAAAAGGAAGAGUUUCAACCAUCUCCUACUAAAAAUGCUAAGAAGAAGGAAACAUCUCAUGAAAGUCAGUUUCAGGUGUUGGCGGAUGAGUCAAACACGCAUUCUGAAGAGAACAAACAGCUUGGCUUGAAUUCAAAGGAAGAAAAAUCAUUAGCUGAAAGUCCUAUCCGGGAGAAGCCUCCACCAUCCCCAGAUGUCUCUAUUCGUGCAAGGCAAGCACGGGAAAAUAAGACUAGAGAAAAGCUCAGAGAACUACAACAAGAAAACUGGUCUUUGAACAAGGCAUAUCAGGCUGUGGGUCAACAACUCGAGGGAAUAAAACAGCAAAUGGAAGAACAGCAAUUAAAAGUGAAGAGAUUAGAAGAAGAAAACAGAAAACUUAAAGAAGCUGCAAAGACGACACAUGAUGAAGGAGACACUACAGAAUUACUUUCUCUGAGACAACAAGCACAAGAACUUGUAGAUGAAAAUGAUGCUUUGAAGUUGACAGUCCAUCGUUUGAAUGUAGAGUUAAGUCGCUAUCAAACUAAAUUCAGGCCACUGACCCGAGAAGAGCAUCUAAAACUAAAUAGUUUACCCACUAAAGGACCACCACCCCCAUGGCUGCUGGAUAUGAAGUAUUUGUCUCCUCUUCUGUUGGCAUAUGAAGACAGAAUAAAAGAAAAGGAAGAUUUAAAUUUUGCACAUGAGGAGGAUAUGAAGAAUUUUAAAGUACAAGUCGAAGAGCUGGUGAAGGAAAAUGAAGACCUGCAUGAGCAAUUAAAUACGAAUAACUUAAUUACCACUACAGAAUGGCACCAGCUACAAACUCAGGCCAGACUGGUCUUGGAAGAAAAUAGGUUGUUGAUGGAGCAACUUGAAAUUCAACAAGCUAAAGCAAAAGAUAGUCACAGACAACAUGUUCAAGAAGCUUCAAAAUUGACCAAACAGAUAAUAAUUUUAGAAGAGAAGAAACAGAGUCAAGAAGAACAGAUCAGAGACUACCAGAAGCAGUUGAAAGCUCUACAUACUACUUGUGAAGAGCUCAAAGCCAAACUGGAUAGCAGAAUAGCAGCAGAGGAGCACUUUGCUUUGGUGAAUGACUUAAAAAGCCAUUUACAGCAGGAGCAGGAGAAAAAGCGCUCUGAGGUGGAAGAUCUCAUGGGGAAGAUUGCAUCACUGCAAGCUCAAAACAAGAAACUACUUUUACAAAAAAAUAACUUCCUGGCUGACAAGACAACCCUGGAAGCUGAGAUGGAAAUGACACAGAAAACAAACAGGCGAUUAAAGAAGAAAAUAGGUCUUUUGAAACAGCAGUUGGAGGAAGCAAUUGAAAAAGAAGUUGCAGCCCAUCACUAUCUGACAAACCUUAUCAGUUUGGUGGAAAAGAUAGCGCAGGAACGCGAUCAUCUUAUUUUUUUGGCCAAAUGCUUGGAAAAUGAGAACCAUGGAGUUCUAAACAAAAUAGUAGAAGGCAGUCUACGCUUAGGAAGGUUGGAAGAAAAAGUGAAGCUCUAUAAAAAGAGAGCAGCUGGGAAGCUUGGAGAUAUCAGUCUCAAAUUGACUGAGCAGGAGAAAGAUUUUGCUGGGAAGACUGCUCAGUACCAGCAAGAAAUGAAGCACCUCCAGCGUCUGCUGCAAGACAAACAGGAAACCCUUGAUGAAGUGCUGCAGCAAAAGAAAAAAGUAGAAGGUGAACUUGAAGUCAUUUGGGAAUCCACAUCCAAAGAAAACAGGAGAAUGAGAGAACUCUUACAUAAAUCUUUGGGAAAUAACAAUAUGUGGAAUACUGUUACAGGUAAUAAGUCAUACUUGGAUGAAAUCUCUCAGAAGGAUCUUCUUUAUGGACAUGAUUUUAGCUAUUGCGAUGUGAAACAAUCUCCUACUAAAAAUGAAAAUCAACAACAAUCCUAGCAAUAAGAAUAAAGAUAGCUUAUGGAUUUUUAUCAUCAAUGAUAGGACUGUUACAGAAAGAAUUCUGUGCCUGAAUUUGACAACACUGAACAAUAGAACAGUUACCAUCUUCAAAACUAAUUUAUUUUUCAGAGUCAUUAAUAUGACAACAGCAUAUUCUCUAGCUAUAGUAAUUAUGAAUAUAAAUCUAUACUUUUAUUUUUUGAAGAAAAAGCUGUUCCUUACUCAGGCAAAAUGUGGUGCAAUUCCAAAUUAAAACAAAACAACUCUCCAGUUAAAGGGAAAAAAACAAAGCCGCUGAUAGGCUUGGAGUUGUAACACAGGCAAAGCACGUUCCUGGCUUUAGAUUAACUGAACAGCAAAAAAGAAAGCCUCUGUGUGGUAAAUAAUGUCCCCUAUCAUGCAUCUUUAUUAAAAGGCCUUUUGAAGGCAAUUCCUUCAAUAUCACUAAAUAAACUAUAGAUGAAAUAAAACCAAAACUGAAGAAAAAAAAACAAACAAUUUUGAUGCCUGUUCUCUGAUCUUAACAUCCUGAUUUGCAAGGAUGUUCUUAUAUUGGAUUGCCUGCCAAAGAUCUUGUUCUUUCAAGGACAGAAAUAUUUAACUGCAGAGCAGGUAAGGACACAAACAGGUUUAUGGUGUGUGAACGCACAGCUGUCCACAAAGCAGAACUGCAGGAAUCUAGCCAUCAGCACAUUUCCUCCCAGCUGUACCAAGGUUGAUGAAAUGCUGACAGAAGAUGCAGUCCUCCUCCUGACUGAGCGGUCUGAAUCCCACUUCGGAUUCAGCUGCUUCGCAGGAAGUCACAUUGACUUCUUCCACAGCAUUUUCUGUAGCAGUGCCAGUCCUUAAAUUAGAAUGAUGUGUAUUCAUCUUCAUUUUCCUAAGAAUUGCUUUUUCACAGUUCUGCACAUCAAUACAGAAGUAUUUCAGUAUUAAGUCUCAUUAUGUAUGAAUUCCUAAAUUGAAGUAAUAUAUAUUUUUGGGAUCAGCUUUUUGUUUGUUGCUUCCUAUCCGUAAUAAAAACCCAAAUAGAACCAGAAAAUUGUAACUGCACUGAAAUCUGUAACUGUAGAGGCUGUAUAAAGCUAGAAAUGUUUAAUCAUUACAUUGACUUUGAUAAAGGUAACAAAAAACAUACAAAAAAGUUAAAUACUAAGAAUACAUACUGUUACUCUAAGGGACCAGAAAAUUUCCUGCUUUCUUGAGACAUUUUCUUUCAUAGUAAAGUAAAACCGCGAGGAAUCUGUACUGAGAAUUUACCACUAUUUAAAAAAAAAAAAAAGUUUUAGAAGUUAGAAGAUUUUUAAUUUGUAAAACACGCUCCCCGUGCACACACAACACCAAGGUCAACUGCUUGUAAACAUCACCCAAGGUGGAUGAACUCUGAAUGCGGACAACAAAUACUGUUAAGAAACUUGAAGUACUUUUACAACUUCUAAUUACAAAUCAAAUGAAAUGUAGUUACAUGGUAUUUGAAAAUUGGUGUAAUAAAAGUGAAAGGUUAUUUAGUGAUAAAAGUUCGUGCACAUUGGAUUUUCAAAGCUUUCCAAAUACAGUCCCUCUUAUCACUGUUUAAUCCAUUUAUCAUGCAAUACAGUAGUGUCACUAGGGCGUUAUCUGCUAUCAGCUGAGGUAGCACCUAGGCAGGUUUAUAACCAGCUGAUCCGGCAAAAGUUUUGGUAAUACUUAAGAAUGGUGAUUGAAGUUGCCCAAAAUAAACUUCAUUCUUUUAGUUACCAA
Molecule: messenger RNA, 4208 nt
Organism: Centrocercus urophasianus (Greater sage-grouse)
Lineage: Eukaryota; Metazoa; Chordata; Aves; Galliformes; Phasianidae
Gene: CEP89
Product: centrosomal protein 89
Exons: 19
Coding region: 69-2465 (798 amino acids)
Biological process (GO): cilium assembly; mitochondrion organization; chemical synaptic transmission
Cellular component (GO): ciliary transition fiber; centriole
Source: RefSeq, a predicted model, not a curated record